Molecule: messenger RNA, 1386 nt
Organism: Rattus rattus (black rat)
Lineage: Eukaryota; Metazoa; Chordata; Mammalia; Rodentia; Muridae
Gene: Acy1
Product: aminoacylase 1
Exons: 13
Coding region: 15-1283 (422 amino acids)
Biological process (GO): amino acid metabolic process
Cellular component (GO): cytoplasm
Molecular function (GO): aminoacylase activity
Source: RefSeq, a predicted model, not a curated record
GAUGAGCCAAGAACAUGUGUUCCUUGGGGGACACAGGUGCAGAUGUCUUGAGAGAUUUGAAAUUGUGUUGGGAAAGCAGCUAUACAUCUCUGGGCUGCCUAGGCCAGUGGGUACCAGCAAAAGCAGUGCCAAAGCUCUCUGUUUUCCCAGGGAGUGCCAUCACCUUCCUUGAGGAGAGAGCCCGCCAGCUGGGUCUGAGCUGUCAGAAAAUAGAGGUGGUGCCUGGCUAUGUGAUCACUGUGCUGACUUGGCCAGGCACCAACCCGUCGCUUCCUUCCAUCUUGCUAAACUCCCACACAGAUGUGGUACCUGUCUUCAAGGAGCAUUGGCAUCAUGACCCCUUUGAAGCCUUCAAGGAUUCCGAGGGCUACAUCUAUGCUAGGGGCGCCCAGGACAUGAAGAGUGUCAGCAUCCAGUACCUGGAGGCCGUGAGAAGGCUGAAGAGCGAGGGCCACCGGUUCCCUAGAACCAUCCACAUGACCUUUGUGCCUGACGAGGAGGUCGGAGGUCACAAAGGGAUGGAGUUGUUUGUGAAGAGGCCUGAGUUCCAGGCUCUGCGGGCAGGCUUUGCUCUGGAUGAGGGCCUGGCCAACCCCACUGAUGCCUUCACCGUUUUUUAUAGUGAACGGAGUCCUUGGUGGAUACGGGUUACCAGCACUGGGAAGCCAGGCCAUGCCUCACGCUUCAUUGAAGAUACAGCAGCUGAGAAGUUGCAUAAGGUUGUAAACUCCAUCUUGGCAUUCCGGGAGAAGGAGAGGCAGAGGCUGCAGGCGAACCCUCACCUGAAGGAAGGGGCCGUGACUUCGGUGAAUCUGACUAAGCUCGAAGGUGGUGUGGCCUAUAAUGUGGUACCUGCUACCAUGAGUGCCUGUUUUGACUUCCGAGUGGCGCCAGAUGUAGACAUGAAGGCCUUCGAGAAGCAGCUGCAGAGCUGGUGCCAGGAAGCGGGAGAGGGGGUCACCUUUGAGUUUGCUCAGAAGUUUACAGAGCCUCGAAUGACACCCACUGAUGAUACGGACCCCUGGUGGGCAGCUUUCAGCGGGGCCUGCAAGGAAAUGAACCUCACUCUGGAGCCGGAGAUCUUUCCUGCUGCCACUGACAGCCGUUAUAUCCGAGCGGUGGGGAUCCCAGCUCUGGGCUUCUCGCCCAUGAACCGCACACCCGUGUUACUACAUGACCAUAACGAACGACUGCACGAGGGUGUGUUUCUACGUGGAGUUGACAUAUAUACACGCCUAGUUGCUGCACUUGCUAGUGUGCCUGCUCUGCCUGGUGAAAGCUGAGCCCCAGGCCUUCCAACCCUCAUAGCUUUCAGCCCAACCACUGCCAAGGAUCUGUUGCCCCCGCCCAGUAAUAAAGCCAGUGUUGAAUGGGAUGUUCUUUAUA